Colias croceus (clouded yellow) is the source of this 621-nucleotide messenger RNA. RefSeq lists its product as uncharacterized. The record is from RefSeq and is a predicted model, not a curated record. The transcript is spliced from 3 exons. The coding region runs from base 91 to 507 and encodes 138 amino acids. Lineage: Eukaryota; Metazoa; Arthropoda; Insecta; Lepidoptera; Pieridae.
UAAAAUAAUUGGAAAUGAGGUACCUUUGAAAAAAUAUUUGACACACAAAAGAACAUCGUUUUGUGGUGUGUCGUGUGAACUUGGAAAGGCAUGUUCCUGUAUACAUCUUUAAUUAUUUUAUUCCUAAGUACUGCAAUGUCCAAGCCGCGGUACGUUGAAUUGGAUGAAGACGAACAGGAAUUAUUCCGAAACGUUUACGACACACCUCCAUAUCAAGAUGACUGUGAUGAUGACGAUGGCCUACAACUUGGAAAAGUGGAACUCGUUAAAGACGGCAUGUGGGCGCUCAAAGCGAAGAUGAAAGAAUUGAAGGCAUUCAAUAAGGCCCUAGCUGCAAAUUUGCUCAGCACAAAGCUUAAACUCAAGGAACUAGUUAUGAAUAAAAUAGUCGCGAAAAAAUACGGUGUUCUUGAAAAGAAGAAACAGCAUGGAUAUGAGAUUUAUGAACCUCAAUAUGCGCAAUUCGCCGCUGUUCCUUACGGACACGACCCUUAUCUCGGAUUAUAAAAGUAAAGGUAUAAUUUGAUGAGAUUGCCGAUACGCUGGACGUCAUUUGUAAUUUUUAUUGUUAUAAUAUUGUUAAUGAUCUUUAUUAUUUAAAGCUGUAAUUGAUUUUAAACA